This is a messenger RNA of Trichobilharzia regenti, 243 nucleotides long. The record is from the annotation of a GenBank genome assembly. NCBI's taxonomy places the organism in Eukaryota, Metazoa, Platyhelminthes, Trematoda, Strigeidida, Schistosomatidae.
AUGGCGGAUGAAUCUGGCAAAAAGCGCAGGCCAUUCAAGAAGUUUUUCUAUCGCGGUGUUGACCUGGAUCAGUUGCUUGAUAUGAACUGGGAACAAAUUGCACUGCUUAUGCCAGCACGCAUACGUAGACGAAUUAAUCGAGGAUUACGUCGAAAGCAUAUGACACUCUUGAAGAAGUUAAGGAAAAGCAAAAAAGAAUGUCCAUUUGGCGAAAAGCCAGCUAGAUAUGAUCAUACUACCUGA